CUAGAUGGAAGGUCAUCAGGUCUCUAAACCGUCCCUACAGCCAUUCUGAGCUGACGGGAGUGCAACUGGGUGGAUUAUCCGGGGACUCGCCAUGAAAGUCUCCUUUUCGGUUCUAGUUUUAGCGGUUUUAUUAAAAAGCAUAGAUGCAAGAGUCGAUGGUAACUGGGCAGCGUGGUCCGGAUGGAGUGGAUGCGCACCAGGUCUUUGCUCAGGAAAUCAGCAAAUUCGUACUCGCACGUGUUCGAACCCAGUCCCUUCAGCGGAUGGCACAUAUUGUACAGGGGAAAACGCUCAGCAGAAGGAUUGUAUGAUCGAUGGCGGCUUCUCUGAAUGGAGUCAGUGGUCUCUUUGUGAUAACCCAUGCGGGGGUUCAGUCGUCAACAGAACGAGAACAUGUACAAACCCCACCCCCACUCCUGACGGGAAGCCUUGCAAAGGCGAUUAUCUACAGACGAAACUUGAGUGCAUCGCCCCAUGCAAAGUUGGCCCUGUGGAUGGCAGAUGGAGCGAUUGGUCUGCAUGGUCUCGCUGCCCUCAAGCAUGUGGAAUCUCAGGGGGAGCGAACAUACAGCGUACGCGGCAAUGUAACAACCCGCCGGCCAUGAAUGGUGGAGAACCCUGUAAAGGAGACGCUGUAGAAGUUGUCAAGUCCUGUUUUAAUCCAUGUCCUGUAACCGGCGGUUACACGCUGUGGAGCAGUUGGACAAGCUGUACCAAGACAUGUGGGACUGGUAUGCAGAAGCGGUCACGUGACUGUACCAACCCACGCCCCAUCCACGGAGGGCAGAACUGCACCGGCGACUACGUCCAGACCAAGAGCUGCAAGCUGAAAGUAUGCCCAGGUGCUGUUAACGGUGGAUGGGGCGCCUGGAGUUCAUGGAGCACAUGCACGGAGCGAACCUACUGUCUGAAGGGACUAAAGCAUCGCUCCCGCGUGUGCAAUAACCCGCCUCCUCUGAACGAGGGUGAUGACUGCAUGGGCUUAGGGGAAGAGAGGUUGGAGUGUCCUACCCCUACUGAUGGCUGCUCUGUUCACAUACCGAAUCGCCCAGACCAGGAAAACGCUGCUUCUGACUCUUUCAUCGCGCUGGAGUGUGAGACUAAUGUAAAGUACAAUGCCAAGGGCUCACACGCAAGUAAAGUCCCAUCUGCUGUCUACUCGCUCUUUGACUUUAUCAGGGCGCCCCUCGGAAACAGCUGGUUUGGUAUCAAGAUAGAGGACGACAAGGUCGACCCCAAAAAGAAAUACACAAAGGUCUGUUUCGAGUUUGUCGAUCCUGUAUACAUUCUGACGCUUGUUGAUAACAAAGCAAGCUACUAUAACAAGACCCUCGCCCUGCCCAAGUGGGACACCCCAGGCAUGUACGACUUUGUGACGGGCAUUAGUAUGACCCUCGACAGCAGCAAUCUUAAGAAGUACGAGUUCCAAGUUGGCUUCUCUGACGAAUACGUGCCUGAGAAUGGCUUCGUGCUACAUGACACAAGGUUGACGUAUUACACUGAAGGGAACAAACAGACCUUCAAGGCCAAGGGCAACUACAACAACGUCCCCGGGGUGUCCUUCAAGACGGUGGUGGAUAAAGAUGUGAACACAGGCUCCGUCCACGCCGUGGGGAAAGCUACGAGCAUCCGAUUCCAUCAGAUCUUGGUGUUAAUGGGGCUGCCUCCAAGUUAUAUUCCAGACUUCUUCGUAAAGGGAUUGAAGAAUAUCGGAUUAUGGGACUUUGAGAUGAGGCCUGUAGAGUUCGCCAGAGGUCUGUCCAAGGGAGGCAUCUUCCGAUUCACAUCUUCCAUCGACGCAAAUGGCGUUCCCGUCCAUGUGGAGAUCCUCACCGGCAGGAAGUUUAAUAGAAUUGUGUUUGCAGUAGGCUUCUCGUUUGAUAGAGAGUCGUUUGGAAAAUUAGCGGAGAAACUUUCUGGUAUUGGUGUGGAUUUCUUGGAUAAACUUGGCCUUGAGUUUGAGAUUGGCCUCGCGUUCUGUCCGCCUGGUACACAACCUCUGUACGUCACCUCCACCACGAACUUCGCCAAAGAGCCGCUGCAUAGUCAGAUAGUUAACCAGGUUCCUCAAGGGCUAUUCGCAGGCGCACAGUUGGUGCUUCCCAAGGACUGCAAGGGUAGCAAGUUCUGUGAGAUUACUAAACAGAUUGUCGGACCCACUGCAAAGGCGUACAUCAACGGUCUCUUCCAAUGGAAGAACAUUAAGGUGGCGGCAGGAUUUGCAAAUAUUCAUAUUGGAUUUGGGCUGUACUUCCACAAACUCGAGCUAUAUGUCCAGGCGGACUGGAACGACACCACAAAGCACGUCAAGCUAGGAUUCCGAGCAGAUAUUAAGAUUCCAAUCAACGGAGAGAUCUACCGGGACGGUAUCAAGGCCCCUAGUAACGACCUCUUCCUCUUUGGUGUUCUGGAGUACGACUUUCUACAGCAACAGGUGGCAGGAAAACUUGGAUUCCGAGGAAUGUGGAGAAAGGCAUUUUGGAUCAACUGGCUAUCUCUUGGUAACAUCUAUUUCGGUGUGACCUACCAAGUUGGUGCACCCAUCCCCAUUACUGGCGUACAGUUUGGGAUGCGAGUAGAGUUCGGCUACGAUUGUCUCAUACCAGCUGAUUUCGCAGUAGACGGUCACUGUUUUGGAGGCGCCGGGUACGUUGGGGUAGGCAAGCCACAGUUCUUCCACGCAGACAUCACGGCUCUUACAAUUGGUAAAAUUGCGCGGAUGUUGGGGAGUACCCUCAAGCUGCCUAAACCCAUAGACGAGACUGGCUUCCGCGAAAAUACCCUCGUGUCAUACGCCACAGAGGGUGUAGACUUGAGGAUCGCGGGCGGACCAUACAUCCCAGAGGGAUUCCAACUCAAGGGACGAGUAAACAUCUUCGGUUGGGAAAUCUACGCCCAUAUUAAGCUCUCAUCUUCGGCCAUACUUUUUGACCUGAAGCCUGACCCGGUGCAUAUUGGCAGCGUCGCAAAGAUCGUACGCAGCCCCACGGACUCGAAGCAAGGACCUUGGUUCUACGUGGAUGCGCGUAAGGAUCCCAUCUACUGGGAUGCAUACAUUGAGGGUUACAUAGAGAUUUUCAGCAUCUCAGUAUACUGUCGUCUGAACUUCACCAUGAGCUAUCUGGAACUGCUGAUCCAAGGCAACUUCCUCAACCUGAUAAAGGCCGAGGUGUACAUCGAGGCCAAAUACGGCAUUACAUUUGACUUCCUCUUACCUCAAAGCUUCUACGUCCAUGUCGAAGUUGAUCUUAGCGGUAUUAACAAGGCACUUGACGAAGCUGCCGCCUGGGUCAAGGGUGCAUUCGAGGCUGCGCAAAAGAAGCUAUCGGACGCCCGCAAUCAUGUGAUAGAGAAAAAAGCAGAGUGUAAGAGGAAAAUGAGCUUGAAGUGCGACAACUGCAAGAGAAUGCAAUGCGCGCGCGCUGAGAGGAACUGCAAAGGGGCUUUAGACGCUGCUGGGAAGUGGAUCGGCGGAGUAAUCAACGCCGCAGGAAAAUGGAUCGCUGGAGCCGUGAAGACGAUUGGCAAAGCUCUUGCACCUGUUGGUAAAUUCUUCAAGAAGGUGUUUAAGGGAUGGCGUCGUAAGCGAGCCCUUCAGCAGAAGCAGAACGAGCUGUUCGCAGUGCACAUUCGGCGCAGACGAUUUAUCAGUAAACUUAUCUGCGAGGGGAUUGUCGGCGGCGGCUGCAAGGUGGUGUCUUACCUAUGCGAGGGUACAUGUAAAGCUGUCGAGCAUAUUGGCAAAGGUCUCUGCAAUAUCUUAGACGUCGCCAUUGGGUUCCUGAAGGGUGUCGAGGCUGCUUGUGGAUGGGUUAGCAAAGCCAUCCAGUAUGUGCUGACACAGCUAUUCAGGAUACACAGGAUCAUGUUCCAAUUCUCUCUGAAUGCGUUUGAUGCAAACAAGAACACGUUUGCUGCGGGAGUCGACUUGACCAUAUUUGGCAAGAGGAUGUUCCUGGGCCUAGCGUUCAAUCUUCUUGAUCCGAUCGGUAGUCUUAAAGUCGGUGCCGAUGCUGCCACCAGUUUUUAUAAGAAUAAGAUGAAUCCUAAUGGUCGCACUGACACGGAGAAAGACUACUAUGAUAAACCCAACCCGUACUCAGACUUCGAAAUGACAGAACAAUUCUCUAUCGAGAACCAGCAGGCCGCAACAGAUGACAGGAAAGGAGGCUGUUUGUUUGUCGACAGUAAGAACGAAAACGCUGCUGUCAAGGUCACCGGCUGUAACUCAACCGAUGAUCGCCAAGUGUGGUCUUACACGAUUAAGGGCCAACUCUCGAACGUGUGGUCAGGACAUUGCAUCGAUACGAAUGGAGCGUCUGCUGGUAACAAGCUGGUGCAGAAGAAAUGUGACCCGCGUCGAGAUGAUCAGAACUUCCAGUGUGAUUUGAUCGUCAGGACCGUGAAAAGACGCAGAGCCAAUUUGUGCUGGCAAGCAGCUCCUGUGAGCCUGAAUGGACCUGGCUCGCUGGUUCAUCUCGGAUCGCUCAAGUGUAUUCACCCGUACCACGGCGGCCACUCUGUCCCAGAGGGCGACAAACUCGUUAUCCAUGAUGGCUGCAGCGAACAGAGGUUGGAAUUCAAGCUUGACAAUGGCUACCUUAUGCACACUCCGAGUGGCAAGUGUGUGCGGCCCACGGGGUCGGUCGUGGAUGGUGUCCUACUCGGUCUGUACUCUAGCUGUAACGGACACAAGUUCAGCUUCACCAAGGGAGGUUCUUUGCAGCAUGUCGGUAGCCGCAAGUGCGUCAUCCCCAAAUCCGCUAAAAUGAAGCCAGACAACGGGGAGGAGAUGGCGCUGAGCAGCAGAUGUGAGAACAGCGUCUCCGACCUCUCCAAAGAGCAUUUGAUCUUCAACUUCAUCCCAACUAACCCUUACGUCACGAUGCAGAAAUGCACUGAUUUCGGUAACCCUCGUCUUGACCAACGCUUCGAGGUGGAAGACGAGCCCAUCAACACCAUUUGCACCAAGUUCGCCAAGAAUUUGGCACACAAGAAGUCAGCGGAGCAGUCGAGUACCGCGUACAACGGUCAUGCUGAACGCGCAGUGGACGAGAACUACAGCAGCUCGUAUGACACCAAGUCUUGUACGCACACCGAGAAUGAGAACAACCCGUGGUGGAGAGUGGACUUGGGACGAGAGCACAUUAUCACGGAUGUCCUCAUUGUCAACCGAUACAACAACUUUGAGCGCUUGAAGAACUUUGACGUGCGAGUAGGUAUCCACCAGGACCAAAGCCUCAACCCGACCUGCAAUGACCGCGUGCGGACUGUAGGUCAGGGACAGGCACUUAGAGUGCAGUGCAAUCCGCCAAUCCCCGGGAGACACAUCGCCAUCCAGAUGAUUGGCAAAGGAAUACUCACACUCUGCGAAGUCAGCGUAUACUCCAGAACAGCUCCGUUGGCUGAUCUAUGCCAGCUGGAUAAUGGCGGCUGCGAGCAAGUCUGCUACAACUUGUGCAACUUGAAAGUGAAGUGCGGAUGUUAUCCUGGUUUUAAGAUGGCUUACGACGGCAGGACGUGUAUUGAUAUCGACGAAUGUCAAGUUAAUAACGGUGGAUGCGACAUCUUCCACGGUCAGUGUAUCAACACUCCUGGAAGUCAUCACUGCGCAUGUCGAAACGGUUACCAGCUCAAAGAGAACUCCAAAUACGUUUGCGAGGAUCUGAACGAGUGUAAUGUGGCAAAUGCUGGCUGCGAGCACAUCUGUGAAAACACCCACGGCAGUUUCAACUGCGACUGCCGCCAGGGCUACAAACUAAAAGCCGGAGGAUAUGGCUGCGAAAACAUAAACGAGUGUCUCGUCAAGAAUGGCGGCUGCGAGCACACGUGCAAAGACUACGAGGGCGGCUACUACUGCACGUGUAACCCUGGUUACCGACUCAUGGAUGACGACAAGAGCUGUGAAGAAAUCUACUGCCCGGCUCUCGAGACUCCGUUCCGUGGCUCCAUCACACCGUCUCUCUGUACUGAUCAGCGGGAGAACAUCCGACGUAACACCAUGUGCGCGUAUGGCUGCCGUACCGGCUACAACCUUGCGGGUGGUGACGGGUCGCUCACGUGCAAGCUUGACGGAACAUGGCAGGGUCGUACUCCUUACUGCAAACCGGUCAUGUGUCCAGUGCUGUCCGACCUCGCCCAAGGAGGUGUAAUGCCCAGGUCGUGCUCUAUGAAAGAUGUUGAGUACGGAACGAGGUGUGUGUAUUACUGUAACCAAGGUUACGAGCUCCGUGGACCUCGCUACACUACUUGCGAGAACACCGUCUGGUCUCAGCCUGCGCCUGUCGCCUGUGUCAGAGUUUACAACAAGCCGUGGAUCUCGUGUCCUGCGGACAUUGUCGUCGAUCUCCCGGCUACCGCGAGUACAGUCACACUGGGCUUCAAGUGGAAGAAGCCAAGUACCAACAUGAACCAGCUAACCGUGCUUCCCAGUAACCUGGACGAGAACUACCCUUUCCCGGCCGGCAAGACCCGGGUCAUGUGGACAGCGACCAACCCCGACGGCGUGUCCCAGUCUUGCUUCUUCUACGUCAUUGUUAACGAUGUUACUCCACCCUCCACCACCAACUGCCCGGCCUCUUUUACACACAAGACGGCUGUUGCUCUCGCUACCGUGACCUGGACGGAGCCUACCUUCACUGACAAUGUGGGUGUGGUUAGCGUGAUGGCGAGCAAGCGCCCUGGACACCAGAUGUACCGGGACACAUCACUGAAGGUGCAAUACAUCGCCGCGGACACUUCUGGUAACACUGAGACGUGCACGUUCACCAUCACCGUCGAAGGCAUGGUGUGCGUGAACUUAGGCCAGCCCAAGAAUGGCCGCGCCAAUUACAUGGGUGUCAUGAUGGUCUCGCUAAUGUGUAACAUGGGAUACUACUUCAACCCUAAGCCGCCGGCGACAGCUGAUAACGGGAUGGCGCUGUUUAACUGCAUAGCUGGCCAGUGGAAGCGCUACGUCAGCCCUGGCAAUUACGCACACUUGACGUAUCUACCCGAUUGCACAGAGAAAUCGCCGAUGGCAAAUGGAAAAUGCAAGGAUGGUUCAAUUCCGUAUACUACCUAUUGCUUGAACUGCCCGCGCGGAGCGUUCCAUAACAAAAACACGCAGAAAUGUGAGGAUUGCCGAGUCGGAACAUACCAAGAUACUGAGGGUAUGACUGAGUGUCAACCUUGCAACAACGGAUUCUUUACAAAGAGCACGCGCUCCAAGGACGCCACUGAUUGCCUGCCACAAUGCGCAAAGGGUUAUUUCUCCGAUAAUGGCCUUCAGGAAACAAUCUCCCCAUGUAGCCAGUGCCCUCCCAACACGUACCAGCCUUUGUUGGGUCAGACCUCCUGCGAGUUCUGUCCUCCGGGCAGCAAGUCCGCAGCAGGCAGCACCUCACUGGACGACUGCAUGGUCCCUGCAAGAAUCGGGGAGACAUUCCCCAUGUCGAGCCUCACUGCUGCCUACAACUCCACCAUUCGACUAGAAUGCUUCACUGACGGCCGACCCGCGCCCCAAGUCACGUGGACUAAGGUCGGAGAUUUGCAACCCGACUCAUCCCGAGUAAAGUCCGAGAUCCUCUACGACCUCGACAUGAGGCAGAUCGGGCUGGAGUACUCGAUAAUUAGUGCCCAGUCCUAUGAUGCGGGCACGUACGAGUGCAAGGCAACGAACAAAUUGGCGACCGCCUCCCACCGAGUACAAAUAACGGUCGUUUGAAUGAAUGGACAAGACACCAUAUCACGACACUAAUGCUGCGCCGUGAAGGAUGUCUACUAUUUUCUUGUAUCACUGUUGGGAAUUAUAGAAUUUGAAUAAAAUGUGAAUGAUUGAAAAA
Nematostella vectensis (starlet sea anemone) is the source of this 7823-nucleotide messenger RNA. RefSeq lists its product as uncharacterized. The record is from RefSeq and is a predicted model, not a curated record. Bases 92 to 7705 code for a protein of 2537 amino acids. The transcript has 45 exons. Gene Ontology annotation, molecular function: calcium ion binding. NCBI's taxonomy places the organism in Eukaryota, Metazoa, Cnidaria, Anthozoa, Actiniaria, Edwardsiidae.